Chlorella variabilis is the source of this 704-nucleotide messenger RNA. RefSeq lists its product as hypothetical. Lineage: Eukaryota; Viridiplantae; Chlorophyta; Trebouxiophyceae; Chlorellales; Chlorellaceae. The transcript is spliced from 5 exons. Gene Ontology annotation, biological process: mitochondrial electron transport, NADH to ubiquinone; mitochondrial respiratory chain complex I assembly. Gene Ontology annotation, cellular component: mitochondrion. The record is from RefSeq and is a predicted model, not a curated record. The coding region runs from base 24 to 704 and encodes 226 amino acids.
GCCGUAGACAGGAUUAGGGCGCGAUGGCGCUCCUUCGCCGAUUCCUGAGGAGCACAGAGGACUUCCUGCUGCGAGCCCAACGGGGACCGUACGGCGAGGCCUCCCGCACCCUGUUCCAGUUCAAGACGGCAGAAGACCUGGCGCAGUGGACCUCAUUCUCCGAUGCAGAGCUUGGCGGCAAGUCCACGGUUGCGCUGGAGCUGGGCCAGGAGGCAACGGGCACCGGAGUCCUCUCAGGCGUGUACAGCACAGAGGUGGGGGAGAGGGCGCACGAGCGGCUGCGGCGCAGCGGCUACGCGGGCAUCACCAGCAAGCCCAGCCCGGAGGGCUUGCUGGACCUUGAGGACUUUGAUGCUCUGGUGUUCAGAGUGCGGGGCGAUGGGCGGCAGUACAUUGCUAGCAUCCGCUGCGAGAACUGGCUGGUGGACCAGCGCUCCCACGACGUGUGGCAGGCCUUCCUGUUUGCGCGUAAGGGGGAGUGGAGCGAGGUGGAGAUCCCGCUGUCACGCUUCCUGCUGACGUGGAAGGGCAAGGUGGUGGAGGAGGUGGUGGAGCUGAAUGCCAAGCGCAUCACCUCGGUCGGCAUCUCCCUGGCCGGCGGCGACCAGCUGCAGCCGCACGGCUCCUACCAGCUGGGCCUCGACUGGAUAGCGGCGCGCAACACGCGGAUACACCAGCCAGACGAGGAGCGGCGGGAGGAGUGA